Messenger RNA from Drosophila yakuba, 5052 nucleotides. RefSeq names its product arfGAP with SH3 domain, ANK repeat and PH domain-containing protein (gene Asap). Gene Ontology annotation, cellular component: cytoplasm. Bases 551 to 4066 code for a protein of 1171 amino acids. NCBI's taxonomy places the organism in Eukaryota, Metazoa, Arthropoda, Insecta, Diptera, Drosophilidae. Gene Ontology annotation, biological process: positive regulation of GTPase activity. Gene Ontology annotation, molecular function: GTPase activator activity; protein binding. The transcript has 13 exons. The record is from RefSeq and is a predicted model, not a curated record.
AGACGCCAGCAGCACAAAAUCGCAAUAAAACAAAAGUAUUAAAUCACGCCUAAAGUUAGGUCGACAAUGUCCAGUGCCGCGAGUCCCAGUCCCAGUACCAGUCCGAGUGUGUUCCUGAUCCUGCCAUGAUUGCCGCGAUUCCGGGUACUGCGCACUUCCCUCACCCAGAACCAAAGUUAAUUGUGCAUCUCGAGUAGUACUAACAGUACCAAAAACGCAGAAAAGCGAAAAGCAAAAACCAAAAUCGCAAGAGGAUGAUGAGAACGUCAGUGUGUGGAUAUAUGGAUAUAGUGCCAGGGAAAGUGCGACGAGCAACAACACAAUUCGGGAGUGAACAAAGACGCGGAGACACGUACAGUGCUUAAAGGCGUUAUCCUGGUUUCUUAGCUAUUCGCCGUCCCGCUCCCACUCCCAUUUUGCUCCCGUGCCACGGCCUUGGGCGUGAGCUGGUGUGCGUGCGACUCGCGUGUGUGCGUGAGUGUGUGCGGUGUGCGUGUGAGUAAGAGAUACGUUGUAUAUACCAGGACAUCGGAAUAGCCUGAGCAGCAAAAUGCCGCCAUCCCUGAUUGCCGUGUCCGAGUUCGUGGAGGAGACGCGCUCCGACUACAGCUCGCCCACCACCUCCACCUUCGCCUCCCGGAUGCCCGACUGCCGCCACACGAUUGGCGUCCUGGAAGAGAGAUUGGAGUUUGAUCGGGAGGGUCUAACUAAGUUGAAAAAAGCGGUCAAGGCUAUUCACAACUCUGGAAACACCCAUGUGGACAAUGAGAUGUUUAUGGUGCGUGCUCUGGAGCGGUUGGGCGGCAAGGUCAUUGAGCAGGAUGAGCCGGACAUCGGCGCCGCAUUUCUUAAAUUCAGCGUGGUCACCAAGGAGCUCAGCGCACUGAUGAAGACUCUGAUGCAAAACAUCAACAACAUUGUGAUGUUUCCGGUGGACUCAAUGCUGAAGAGUGAACUGAGGGGCGUGAAGGGGGACAUGAAGCGGCCGUUUGACAAGGCGGCCAAGGACUACGAGGCAAAGUUCAUUAAGAUUGAGAAGGAGAAGAAAGCACAGGCCAAAGAGGCGGGUAUGGUGCGUACAGAGAUCGACGCCGCUGUGGUGGCCGAAGAAAUGGAAAAGGAGCGUCGACUUUACCAGCUGCAGACUUGCGAGUAUUUGCUGAAGUACAAAGACAUUAAGACCAAAACGGGAAUCGAGCUGUUGCAGCACCUUAUAGAGUAUUAUCAUGCAUUAAGCAACUACUUUAAGGACGGCCUACAGACGAUCGAGCACUUUGGCACAUACAUCGGCGACCUCAGCGAGAAGCUACAUGAGAUCAAGCAGAAGCAGGACGAGGAUCGUCGCAGUUUGCUUGACCUGCGAACAGUUUUGCGCAGCACUCCGGACUUUGAGCGAGUCGACAAUGUGCCAUCGUCGGAGAGCCGAAGUGGGGGAGCUGGUUACUCUCUCCACCAGCUGCAAGGUGACAAACAUCACGGCGUCACUCGGCAAGGCCACCUAUUCAAGAAGAGCGAGGGCAAGGUGCGACGCGUGUGGCAGAAACGACGAUGCCGGGUCACCAGCGAUGGUUUUCUUGACAUCUUCCAUGCCGACGAGUCCAAGCCGCCAACACGCGUAAAUCUGCUUACCUGCCAGAUUAAGCCGGUGCCGGAUGACAAGCGCGGGUUUGAUCUUAUCAGCUACAAUCGUCCGUAUCACUUUCAGGCGGAGGAUGAAGGCGACCAGAAGGCAUGGAUGGCCGUCCUGGUGAACUGCAAGGAGAAAGCACUUACCAAGGCCUUCCAGCACGCCAAUCCGCAGAUGAGUCCAAGCCUGGUGGAGUUGCAGAAGACUGUGAUCCGAUAUGUACAGCUACUGCCGGGAAACGAUCGCUGCUGUGACUGUGGAUCGCGAAACGAUGUGACCUGGAUCAGCCUUAACUUUGGCAUUUUGGUGUGCAUUCAGUGCUCUGGUGUCCAUCGCGACCUGGGCGUGCAUCACUCGCGUAUCCAGAGUCUUACGCUGGACAACUUGACGACGGCUAACCUGUUGAUUGCACGUGCCAUGGGCAACAGCACACUGAACGACAUUAUGGAGGCGAAACUGGGAAGGUGCAAGCUCCAGCACGAGAGCAGCAUGGAAGAGCGCUACGACUUUAUUCGCGCCAAGUAUGUUGCCAAGCGCUAUGUCAUGCGCACCUGCUCGGAUGACAACGACUUACGGUGCGAUUUAGAGCAGGCAGUGGUCAAUGCCGACAUGAGUCAGUUGCUCCAGGUGUGGGCAGAAGGAGCGGAUCUCACUUGCUGUCUGCCCAGCUCUGAUGCAGGAGAGACGGCCCUUCAUCUGGCCGUGCUGCGCGAGAUGGGAUCCACGCUGCACAUAGUCGACUUCCUCAUUCAAAAUAUGCCGCCCAAAGGUCUUAACAAGGCUACCAACCCAGCCGGCCUUCUGGAUGUGACGGGAAAGAAUACGGCUUUGCAUUUGUGUGCUCUUCACGAUCGGAGAGAGUGCAUGAAGCUGCUGCUCCGUUCAGGAGCGGACUAUGAGCUCAAGAACUCACAGAAUAAAACAGCGCUGGAUAUUGCCAAAGAAAUGGGACACAAUAGCUGCAGGGAGCUCAUUGAAUGUGCCAUUAAGAGGGAGAAGAGCGCUUUUGACCACAUCAACACCGACUGGAAUUUGCCAAACGAGGAUGGUUCCACGGAUUUCAGCGACGAUGAAACAGUCAUCGAUGAGCGCAAAUCCCGUUCGCGUCCCCCCAGUUUUGCUGGCGGGGACUCGCCCGUUCUGCGCUCUCGUUCCUCUACAUGCGACUCAAUACAGUCCAGUUCUAGUCCAAUCGCCAAUUGUCCGAGUCGGCAAUUUACUCUACCCUCCGGUCUGCCGAGCUAUACACAUUCUGCAGGGACUUCCCCCAAACAGCAUAUAAGCGUAGGACAGUAUCUGGGCAGUGCUACUAAUGUUGGAGGCGGUGGCGCCGGGAAUGGUGGUUCAAGUCCCAGUUCAGUCUCCAGUCAGAGCGUUCGCGCGGCGAGAAACAGCUUAAAUAUGCAAAGCGAUCUGGGUGGGCAUGUGACUGGCGCUCGGAAAUCAACAUCUACAGCCAACAUGAAUUCGCUAAAGAAGCGUACAGCCCCAGCUCCACCACCUGGAACAUUGGGCAGUGCUUCGUCCAGCUCUUUUUACGGCACUUUGCCUCAUCCUCCACGCCAUUCACAAAACUUCGAUGCCAGCGACAUUCGAGCCAUCAAUCACAAGAACCAGUCCCUGGACGUGGCGUAUGGCACGUUGCCGCACCUUCGGAGCGUAGAAAGCAGUCCUAGAGGUGGAGGAGGAUACGGGUAUGGAGUGUCACAAGAUCCAGGAGGAUCUGGAAACGGGAGCAACAACAGUCUUAUGCCUGCCAUGACUACAUUCGGCCACAAGCGUUCACCCAGCGGUGAGUCGCUGAACAGGAAUAUCCAUUUAGCGGGCGCCAAGCUUGUUCUGCCGCCCACCGGUGAGUUGCCCACGCUGAAGCAUGUGGACAAAUCGGCGUUAGCAAGGCCAAAGAUUCCUCCGCCAGGACCGCCAUCAGAGCGUGAAAUAUCAAACGGACAGUCGAACGAGAGCAUCAGUUCCAUGGACGAGGGUCCAGUGGCGCCUCCCCGUAAGCGCAAGCAACACAUCAAUCAAUUGAGAUUCCAGUCCAGCGAGGAGACGCUGGUUAACCAGUCGGCCAAUUUCCCCGACUACGAGUCCUGGCAUACGGAUAUGGACAGCUCUGGUGGCGGUCUGGAUCACUCAGCCGAGUCGAAUGUGUCCUCGAGCGACAACGACCGCCUCAACUCAUCGCCGGACAAUCCAUCGAAAACUGGUGGGACUGGGCUAGGCGGAAAGUUCCACUAUAAUGGUCAGCGGCGGUGCCGAGCUCUCUACGAUUGCGUGGCGGACAACGAUGAUGAGCUGGAGUUCAAGGAAGGUGAAAUUUUGAUCGUGCUGAACGAACGCACCGACGACGAGAAUUGGAUGGAGGGCAUUAUUGAAGGACAGCCGGCGAGGAAGGGCAUGUUUCCUGUCAGUUUCGUGCAUAUGCUGCCUGAUUAAUAAACCCCCUGUUUGUGCUGAUUGUGUGUGGCUGCGCGUGAUUGUAUAUAGAUAUAUAUAUAGAUGUUUGUAUGCGUCUUUUAAACUCUAAUGAUAUAUAAAAAAAGUUUUUAUUUAUUACGACUAUUUUAUCACAAAGCGUGUGACUAUUAAUUUGCCUAAGACUAAACAUGUAAACGUCUCAAGUAAGUUUCUCUUAGCUUAGAAGCCAACUACUCAUUUACACUUGUAUUUCAAUCAAAGCCUUUAAGUAGAGAUCUUGCUGUGCAUUUCCCGUUGGCUUCCUUCCCAAGGUUAGCGCUUUAAUAACUGAAUAUGUCCUGCAAAUGCUGUAAUUCGUACCAUAACUACUUUUAACUUUAUCUUAGCCUAAAACGCUGUGCGCAAAAAUUACUCAAUGUCAGAAGAAUUGUCAGGAGAUAUAAUUAUGUAUUGUAUGCUUGUACUUUAUGCUGCCAUAAACAGAUACUAGCGAUAUCCACAAAGGCCCCGCUCUGAUCGGGCUCUUGACUUACACUCGUACUCAAGUAUUCUAAAUCUGUUGUUAAUGGUUUGACAAAGAGUUUAUAAAACAACGUUGAAAGAAAUAUCAAUUUAACCAAACCUAAGCCCAAACUAUCCAUAUUGCGGACAAAAUUUGAAAGCCACCAAUGCUUUUAAAAAGAAAUACAAGCAUAUUCUGCAAAAAGGAAAGCAAAAGCCCUUUGUACCUAGAAGUUGUUACCAAUUACGUACCCAAUAUGUAUAAACGUAUCUAAAAAUUACAAACUGCGAGAUAUCAAUUAACGAGAUUUGUUUAUCACAUAUGAUUAAUUUGAAAAUUCAAAGUGUAUAUAAUGAUUUAUUAAGACACCACACACCUUAUUCUUUUUACUCAUUUUGUAUACACGUUUCAGUAUUUAUUUAGCAAAACCUUAAAAUAUAUUGAUAUUAUAUGUAAGUCAAAUAAAAGGAAGAACAUAACGCUUAUUACAUAUAUACACAUA